AUGGGAGCAUUCCAAGCCUUUACUAUUUGGGUUAUUCCUUUGCUUGUCAAAGGACAACUUUAUAAACCAUGCAUGCUGUUUGCCACGGUAGCCAACUGCAAGGUGGAAUAUCUCAAGUCGGGACGGCUAGAUAUUCGAUUUCUCGACAGUCUUGAGCCAGUCUUGAGUUAUGGUUGAGUCGCCAUCGUAUUUUGAGCCGUAUCGGCCCGUUUUGGAACAACUGAAGAAUAUCACUCCCGAUAAUUUUCCAUUCCGAGAGUACCUGGUCCCUUGCUAUUCUAAUGUGAAAUCUCCCCAGUACCUAAGAAUUGGAAUAUUGGAACGCCACGUGGGAUAUGACCUAGAGGAGACCCUUAAGUUACAAGAUGGUCGCGGUGGAGGCGUAGUGUCCAUUUGUGAUCUUCUAUUGUGGCGAAAAGCUGAUGAAGUUAACCGAAACGAUUCACAGCUUGAGGCACUGAAAGAUGCUCUUACCAAAGAGUUUUCCGUAAUACAAGGUCCUCCCGGGACAGGUAGGAUUCAUUUAAUUAUAACCAUGCAUCCAUCUGAUUAAUGAAAUUUCUUAGAUUAAUUUGCAGCACUCUCAUGCGGUUUUGCACAGGCCGUAAAACGAUAUAACUGCCACUACCACAAGAAUAUAGACAAGUGUGAUUUCAAGUAAACCUCCCCCCCCCGAAAUGCCCUAGAGUGUUUUUCUCAUUCUUUGAUUGUACAUUAAAUUGGAUGCCAUGAUUGACUAAUACCCAAAAAUCGUUCGCUAACACCUUUUGAACUAAGUAGAUGUUCUAGCACUCAGCCUGAGUCUCGCUGCAGCUCAGUGGUUAGAACACCUGACUGAUGUUGCGGGAGGUCAUGGCUUCGAACGUUUCGGGACUCAAUGUUUUCUUUGUUCCAAGCCUCUUGACGUGACAAAUAUCACGUCCUUCUCCUUAUUUUAUUGGUCUUACUUCCUCCUUUUUUUCUUUCCAGCUAAAACCUACUUUGGGUUAAAGAUUGUAAGAGCUCUUCUUGACAACAGACACGAGUGUGACGCCGAGAAAAAGUCAGCCAUUCUGAUGGUUUGCUAUACCAACCACGCACUGGAUCAGUUUCUGGAAGGAGUGCUGAAAUUUCAACAACAGGAAUAA
Messenger RNA from Porites evermanni, 1127 nucleotides. The record is from the annotation of a GenBank genome assembly. Lineage: Eukaryota; Metazoa; Cnidaria; Anthozoa; Scleractinia; Poritidae.